Lactuca sativa (garden lettuce) is the source of this 630-nucleotide messenger RNA. RefSeq lists its product as uncharacterized. Lineage: Eukaryota; Viridiplantae; Streptophyta; Magnoliopsida; Asterales; Asteraceae. The record is from RefSeq and is a predicted model, not a curated record. Gene Ontology annotation, molecular function: nucleic acid binding.
AUGCAAAAGCAAAAAUUUAUCACAAAAGUUAUGUUUCUAGCGGUGGUAGCAAGACCGAGAUUUGAUUCAUCGGGCAACGAAGUUUUUUCGGGAAAAAUAGAUAUCUAUCCAUUUACAACAUUGGAACCCGCUAAACGUUCAAGCAAAAACCGUGUUGCAGGAACAUUGGAGACAAAGCCUAUUCUAUCGGUGAACAAAGAUGUAACAAAAUCAUGGUUGAUAGAAAAAGUUCUACCGGAUAUUAGAGCUAAAUGGCCGCAAGGUCAUACGGGUCCCAUAUUUAUUCAACAAGACAACGCAAAGCCCCAUGUUGAUGUUAAUGAUAGCGAGUUUCUUGAAGCGGCAUCUCGAGAUGGGUUUGAUAUUCGACUUUGUUUUCAACCCCCAAAUAUCCCGGAUUUGAAUGUGUUAGACUUUGGAUUUUUUCGGGCAAUACAAUCACUUCAAGAACAAGAGGCUUUGCAUACAAUUGAUGAAUUGGUUGAUGCGGUUCAAACAUCUUUUGAAAGAAUGCAAUCACAACAACUUAACAAUGUUUUUUUAACUCUACAAACAUGCAUGAAAGAGAUCAUGAAGGUUGGAGAGGUGGCAACAAUUAUCAUGUACCACAUAUUGGUAAAAAUAGGUUAG